AUGGCAGCUGCGGCAUCACGCUUCAAACUCGUCUUCUUCUGCCCUAUCAAAAACACCUCAGAAGUUCUCGAAAGGCUGUUCAAGUCACAUCCGACACAUGUCGGUAGGCUUGGGGAGUAUGAGUGUUGUGCCUUUAUAACACCUGGAAUAGGACAGUUCAAGGCUCUAGGCUCCGCCAGCCCACAUAUCGGCUCCAUCGGACAACUCGAAUCAGUCGAAGAACAUCGCGUAGAAGUGUUAGUGAAGGAUGAAGGACAGAACGAGCAGAUUCGUGGAGCUGUCAAUGAACUGAAGAAGGCACAUCCGUAUGAGGAGGUUGCGUACGAAGUUUACCGAAUCGAGGAUUUCUGA
Messenger RNA from Fomitiporia mediterranea MF3/22, 351 nucleotides. RefSeq lists its product as uncharacterized. The transcript is spliced from 3 exons. NCBI's taxonomy places the organism in Eukaryota, Fungi, Basidiomycota, Agaricomycetes, Hymenochaetales, Hymenochaetaceae. The coding region runs from base 1 to 351 and encodes 116 amino acids. The record is from RefSeq and is a predicted model, not a curated record.